Messenger RNA from Cladocopium goreaui, 820 nucleotides. The record is from the annotation of a GenBank genome assembly. Lineage: Eukaryota; Dinophyceae; Suessiales; Symbiodiniaceae.
GAUGGCAGGUAGUUUUUUUUCAGGGAAUUCCGGCAAAGCUCAACUAACAGGUGUCAGUGUGCUGUGUUGCACCUAUGCAGUGCAGAGUCAGUGUUCCCGGCGCCAAUGUCCGCGCUGGAUCGAUGGACCUGAAUCAAUAAGAUCCUGGUGACGGUUCAUUUGGGCGGCUACCACUUUACAGACAUGGGUAUGGAUCAAUACCUAUUAAUACCAUGUUUAGGGGGAUGAACAUCCAUUUACCAGCUAUUUUGAUGUUCACCAGGGGUACAAGGUUUUGACACACUGCCACAUUCAGAGAAUCUUUUUGCGGGUGCCUUCAUUGAGCAGUCUGCAUUGCUCCCUGGUUGCCACUUUUGGCUUAGAAGGACUUGUAGAGAUAGGCCGCAGCGAGGCCCAAGGUCGGUGCAUGAGGCAUGUCAACCUUUGAUGGCUUGUCUCGGGAAGAGCUGAUGCAAAAGGUGGUUGAGCUGCAAACCGGUUUGGCCGAGCUUUCAGAAAAGGUAGACACCGUGAAAGGUGAGAACACACAGCUCAGAGAGGAAAAUAAUGUUCUCAAGGACUACCUCAACAAUUUGAUGGCCAAGGUGGGAAAGAUGCCGAACCUUGGUACCACAGCGCCGUCCAAGGUCAUGCUACAGCAGAACCCGGAUGGGGCGCAAUCUGUCAAGGUGAACGACCACAUUGGAGAGCUUACAGCCCCGGCGGUGGACGACUGAAGGUGACCUCUGCCGCCGCGCGGGCACAAUUCACUGGCACCCAAAAGCGGUGAGGGUUGCCGCAGCCGGUGGCGGAGUAGCGCACAUGAAACCGCGCAGAAACA